GUUACCCCAAGACUGGCUGUUUACUCUAAGCAUUCAAAACGGGAGCACUGUUUCAAGAUGAACAAAAGUGUUCAGUUGUAAAUGCAGAAGAAAAGCUGAGCAGUGUUCGUAUUGAUGUCGGAAGCUGCGCUUCGCUCUGUUGCCAUGACUCAAGAAACACAGUUCCAACUUAAUCCACAAGACUGGAGUGAGAUCUCUGCUGACAAUUUUCAGAGUAGCCCAUUCAGCAUUGAUACACCGUACGGGUACCAGCUUGAUUUAGACUUUGUUAAAUACGUGGAUGAUAUUGAGCGAAGUGACACCAUUCGCCGACUGCAUUUUAACAAGCGGCCGGGGGUGGCAAAUGCUGCCUCUGAGCCUCAGCGCAUCCUAAACCCCACACACUGGACUUCCUCAGAGUCUCUGUCCUCAGUGAGCAGUGAUGAAGCCAAGAAACCCUCUCCCUCUUCGUCCUCUUCUUCUAUUAACAGUAGAAGACCCCCACUUCCCCAUUCCAAACCUAAAUCCUCCAGUAAAAGACCAGAGGUCCCUCAAGACCCAGUCACCUCUCAGAGGGAUGUACAUGGGAUGGCUACCCCAGCCACACAAAAUCCUACCCCAAACAAAGCAAAUCCCUUAGUGGAAAAGACUUUGAUGGAAACAUGCAAGCGUCUGGAACAUGAGAAAGGACCUCCAGAACCACAGCCCCGGCGUAGACUGGCCAGUUUUGGUGGUAUUGGCUCUAGUGGUACUCUUUCUCCAUACACAGGCUGGAGUGCCCUAAAUCAGGGUGCUAAGAUGACAGUCCUAGACCAGCCCAAGCAAGGUACAUUGUUAAUGGGGAACCCCCUUAAAAUCAGCCCCUCAAGCUCCGGCCGGGCAUCUCCAGUGAGCGGUGUGAGCCCACUCCACCUUCAGAUGGUCAGGGAUCAGAUGGCUGCUGCUUUACGGAGGUUAAAAGACCUGGAGGAGCAAGUGAAGGCCAUUCCUGUCCUACAGGUGAAGAUUUCUGUUUUGCAGGAAGAAAAGAGACAACUGACCGCCUUGGUCAAGAGCAAAGAUGAAACUCAAAAAUCAAGCUCUAGCAUUGACAAAAAUGUUCAAGAAUUGCCCAGCAAACCAGCGAUGGAGGGUUGGGAGCACAGUGCCAUCUCUGGCUUGACAGAUUUUCAACAGCUCAGUGUUGAAAUGCAGCUGCUUGAAAGGAAGAUCCAAGAUGCACGUGUUGAAUCCUCGGCUUUCAAGAUGAGGGAUCGAAAGUCUGUUGCAGUUGGAGAUGACAGGAGCAUCGAUGAAGUUGUUGUCAUUCAUCAAGACAAAUUAAAUUUUUGUAAGGAUGUUGCUGUUGAGGCCAAACUUGAGACUCAGUCAGUGGCUGUCAGCGUCACUGAGACUAUGCUCGGGGUGGUAUCCAACAAGGAAGCAGAAACCGAGCUGCACCAGCAAACCAUUCAGUAUUUAAGUGACCGGAUUCAGAUACUGGAGGCUGAGCUUAAAGAAGCAAUGUUCCAGGCAGAAAUGACUCGGCUGAGGAGUGAACUGCGGGAAGCAGAAACGAGAAACCGUGCCGACAAGAGUUCCUCCGCGCACCCACAGGUAAACUGCACUGCCACCCAGACAGGGUCGCAAACUCGGACUCUUGGGGUUGGAAACCACACCAUCCUUGUGGAUUCAGUUGUUGGAGGAGGACUAGAGCGGAUUUCCAUUGGUGUUGGAGUUUCCUGCAAACCUGAGGUGAAGGUUGCAUCGUCUGGCCCAGAUACACCUAUGGAAGAGUGGGAAAUGCGCAAAAGAGUAGAGCAAAGAGAUCAGUGUGUCGGAAGCAAGUGUGUGACAACACGCAGUCAAAGUGUUGGGACGACCGUGUGUAUGUGUGAUGCUGCUACAAUCACCUUAGAGACAAUGGAGAACAAGAGAAGCAUUUACAGCCAAACAGUGGGCUGCGGUUUCUCCACUGUUGAUUUGGAUGUCAGGUCGGUCAAAUCACUAAUAUCCCAAGGAACUGUCACUGACCCAGUUCGAAGGGUUGACCUGGGUGUAAUGGCAAUCCCACAGACUGUAUCUCAGCGUACCAGCACAGCCUUUUGCACCGUCUCGCGCAGCACCAGCACUUUGCAGGCCUGUAUCUCUGAAGCCAGCACCAACACAAAGCACACACUCACCAGGGAAAGACAUACCAACACAACACAUGCAAUGACCCGAUCUCUGGCAGUUGGCGAUAAGAAGGUUUGCAACUGUGUGGCUGCUGUUCAGAUGCGCUCGGUUGGAACCACUGCAUGCUUGGAUAGAGGUACAAGCACCCCUGCUGUUCCUAAAGUUAUGACACGUGACAUGGGUGUUGGAAUGGCAAAUAUCACUGAGAAUCUCCUCAUCGGACUCCAUACACGCAAUAUUGCAUGUGGUCCAUCCCGUCUGCCAGAUCCGGUCAAGACACGUAGCAUUGGCGUAGAAGUGGGGGACGGGAGAAUACGCAACUCCGAGGGAGAGAUGUUUGUGCAGAACGAGCCUGGGCUUGACCAUUAUAUAGAUCGCAUGCAAAAAUUACUUAAAGAACAACAGACCCUGUUAACCGACAGUCACCCUGGGUCAAAACAUGAGGUCAUUCUCCAGUCCCGUGGUGUUUUAGAUGAACAAAUUGGAGGCACUGCACGAAACCAAACAUCAAAUGAGACUUCAAGAGUUAAAGAAAAGAAUCAAAUGCAGUUGCAGAUGUCUGCUGCUCUUCAUGAUAUGCAGAAACUCUAUGGUGGCACAGAUGGUGGGAGCAACCAUAGGAGCACUGAUGGGAGUUGUGGCCCGAUGUUGCAGCCCCAGAGUACAGCAAGAAUGAAAACCCAUGGCGGAGUCGAUGGAGGGUGGAGGUGUUGUCCGCAUGGCCGUCAACAUCUGCAGGAUGACCGAAGGAGACAGAGCUGA
This is a messenger RNA of Carassius gibelio (silver crucian carp), 2895 nucleotides long. Its product is annotated as KN motif and ankyrin repeat domain-containing protein 1-like. The transcript has 5 exons. The record is from RefSeq and is a predicted model, not a curated record. Gene Ontology annotation, biological process: negative regulation of actin filament polymerization. The coding region runs from base 115 to 2895 and encodes 926 amino acids. Gene Ontology annotation, cellular component: cytoplasm; cytoskeleton. NCBI's taxonomy places the organism in Eukaryota, Metazoa, Chordata, Actinopteri, Cypriniformes, Cyprinidae.